AUGUCAAAUUAGAUUGCAAAACGUCAAAUUACGGACAAUAUCCACAUCGCCCAAAUUAUCACAUUUUGAGUAUUUUGUUACAAAAUAUUUAGUUAUUUCUUACAUUUCUGCUGUACGUUGCCUUAAUAAAAUACUAAGAUGUACCCCGUUGGUCAAGUUAUCGACACAGCUCCAGCGGGGGAGACGAGCACGGCGGCGGUGGGAGUAGCGGGGGCGGUGAGCGCGGCGGCGGGGGCCACUGGGGCCUCCCCGGGGGCCGCGACCACUGCGGCGUCCCCCGGCACCCCCAGCACGGGCGUGCCGGCGGCGGGCGCCAUCGCGCUGGUGUCGCCCGGCGUGGCGCCGCCGCCCGACCUGCCCGUGCUCACGUGCCCGCGCCGCCCCAACCUCGGCCAUGAGGGCCGCCCCAUCAUGCUCCGCGCCAACCACUUUCAAAUAUCCAUGCCCAGGGGCUUCGUACACCAUUAUGAUGUCACCAUACAACCUGAUAAAUGUCCCAGGAAGGUAAAUCGAGAAAUAGUGGAGACUAUGGUCCACUGUUAUAACAAGAUCUUUGGAGCUCUGAAACCAGUGUUUGAUGGCAGAAAUAACUUGUACACCAGAGAUCCCCUGCCUAUUGGCAAUGACAGAGUUGAACUGGAAGUUAUAUUGCCAGGUGAAGGAAAAGACAGAGUAUUCCGAGUUGCAAUCAAAUGGGUGGCCCAGGUGUCAUUGUUUGCAUUAGAAGAGGCUCUGGAGGGGCGAACACGACAGAUACCUUAUGAUGCUAUAUUAGCCCUAGAUGUAGUGAUGCGACACCUCCCCUCCAUGAUGUACACCCCCGUGGGCAGAUCCUUCUUCUCAUCUCCUGAAGGCUACUAUCACCCACUUGGAGGAGGCAGAGAAGUCUGGUUUGGUUUCCAUCAGUCAGUCCGGCCGAGUCAAUGGAAGAUGAUGUUGAAUAUUGAUGUGUCUGCAACUGCGUUUUACAAAGCCCAGCCAGUCAUUGAGUUUAUGUGUGAAGUGCUAGAUAUAAGGGACAUUAAUGAGCAGCGUAAGCCUCUGACAGAUUCACAAAGAGUGAAGUUCACAAAAGAGAUAAAAGGUUUGAAGAUUGAAAUCACCCACUGCGGGACUAUGAAGAGGAAAUACAGAGUGUGCAAUGUGACAAGGAGGCCAGCACAGAUGCAGUCGUUCCCCUUACAACUGGACAACGGGCAGACAGUCGAGUGCACGGUAGCCAAGUACUUCCUGGACAAGUACAAGAUGAAGCUGCGCUACCCGCACCUGCCCUGCCUGCAGGUGGGGCAGGAGCACAAGCACACGUACCUGCCGCUGGAGGUGUGCAACAUCGUGCCCGGGCAGCGCUGCAUCAAGAAGCUCACUGAUAUGCAGACGUCUACUAUGAUCAAAGCCACGGCCAGAUCUGCUCCGGAUAGGGAGCGCGAAAUAAACAACCUGGUGCGUCGCGCGAACUUCAACACGGACCUGUACGUGAAGGAGUUCGGGCUCACCAUCUCCAACAACAUGAUGGAGGUGCGCGGCCGCGUGCUGCCGCCGCCCAAGCUGCAGUACGGCGGGCGGGUGUCGUCGCUGGGAGGGCAGGCACUGCCGAACCAGGGCGUGUGGGACAUGCGCGGCAAGCAGUUCUUCAUGGGCGUGGAGAUCCGCGUGUGGGCCAUCGCCUGCUUCGCGCCGCAGCGGACCGUGCGCGAGGACGCUCUCAAAAACUUCACUCAGCAACUCCAAAAGAUCUCGAACGACGCGGGCAUGCCGAUCAUCGGGCAGCCGUGCUUCUGCAAGUACGCGACGGGGCCGGACCAGGUCGAGCCCAUGUUCAAGUACCUCAAGUCCACGUUCGUACAGCUGCAGCUGGUGGUGGUCGUGCUGCCCGGGAAGACGCCUGUUUACGCGGAGGUGAAGCGCGUGGGCGACACGGUGCUGGGCAUGGCCACGCAGUGCGUGCAGGCCAAGAACGUGAACAAGACGUCGCCGCAGACGCUCAGCAACCUGUGCCUCAAGAUCAACGUCAAGCUCGGCGGGAUCAACUCGAUACUGGUGCCCUCGCUGCGGCCUAAGGUAUUCAACGAGCCGGUGAUCUUCCUCGGCGUGGACGUGACCCACCCGCCGGCCGGCGACAACAAGAAGCCGUCCAUCGCGGCCGUCGUGGGCUCCAUGGACGCCCACCCCUCGCGCUACGCCGCCACCGUGAGAGUGCAGCAGCACAGUGAUGCUUUUCACAGGCAAGAAAUAGUACAGGAGAUGUCGAGCAUGGUUCAGGAGUUGCUUAUAAUGUUCUAUAAGAGUACGGGCGGGUUCAAGCCGCACCGCAUCAUCAUGUACCGGGACGGCAUCUCGGAGGGGCAGUUCAUCCAUGUGCUGCAACACGAGCUCACGGCCGUCAGGGAGGCCUGCAUCAAGCUCGAGGCUGAGUACAAACCUGGCAUCACGUUCAUCGUGGUGCAGAAGCGCCACCACACGCGGCUGUUCUGCGCCGACAAGAAGGAGCAGUCGGGCAAGUCGGGCAACAUCCCCGCCGGGACCACCGUGGACCUGGGGAUCACGCACCCGACCGAGUUCGACUUCUAUCUGUGCAGUCAUCAGGGUAUUCAGGGAACCUCCCGCCCGUCCCACUACCACGUGCUCUGGGACGACAACCACUUCGGCUCUGACGAGCUGCAAUGCCUCACGUACCAGCUCUGCCACACUUACGUGCGAUGCACACGCUCGGUCUCCAUCCCCGCGCCGGCGUAUUACGCUCACUUGGUCGCCUUCCGAGCACGCUACCACUUGGUCGAGAAGGAGCACGACUCGGGCGAAGGCAGCCACCAGUCCGGCUGCUCCGAGGACCGCACACCCGGCGCCAUGGCGCGCGCCAUCACCGUGCACGCCGUCACCAAGAAGGUCAUGUACUUCGCCUAGGUGAAAACCUCUUUGCGGUGCCACUGGCCGGUAAGUCACGGGAAUCGAGUUGCUACAACUUCUCGAAUGUUUAAACGGAGUAACACUUUGAUAGUGAUAGUAUACUUGUACAGAGAACGUCUGGGUCUCUAGGCGCUUCGGUGUCGGAUGUAGUUUUCUUUAAGAGAUCUUUUUUAGCGUUUCGCUCAGUGGAUUGCGUGACGGUGCCAGCUGGAGUGAUGAAAGGAAUCCCCUCCUCGUGAUAAAUUACAUUUGUAUUUGUGUAGUUUUAUACAAUAAUUCUUCCAUGUUUCUAAUCUAAAAGUCAUAUAAAUAUCAAAGUAGAGCAGGUGACAUGACGUCACGCUCUUCACUGAGCGAAAUAGAAUCUACAGAGCAACGCGUGCGACGUUGCCACUUGUACAUUUUACCAAUAAAAUGCCGGGAAUGAAUUUUGGACCGCUCUUAAUAUAUCGACUCUAAUAAUUAUAUAUUUUUAUGGCAAAAAAGACACAGUGUAAUCGUAACAUUAGCAAUAUGAUAUGUACCUCUGAUCGACAAUCUCUAAGUGCACAUAGUUUUUAUAAUAUAUUCGAGUGUAAGAUCAAGCUUGUGUUAAUUUUGUUAGCGGACGUUCUUUAAGUUCUACUUAUGUAAUAUCUAUAUAUUUUUUACUAACUUGACCUUUUCCGUACCUAUUUAUGGUAUGAAUUUGCAAUAGAUGUGUCUAAGUGUCUAAUGAGUCAAAAUCAAUAUUUUUACUCCUUGUGUGAUAAUUUCACAAGAAUCAUUUAAUAAUGAUGUUAUUAAUGGUUUAUGGUAGACACUAGCCUAAUCGUUUAUCGAUCAACACAAGGCCACUACGAUGCUUGUAGUGAGAUUUCUUCGUACCAAAUACUAUUUUUAAAGUGUUAGAAUGGACCGGGAACAAACGAGGCUUGAGCUUGUGAAUAAAAUCGAAACAGACAUUUUAUAUUAGUAGCUCUUUUACAUUUAACUGUUCGAUUUCAAAACUAUAAUUCUUUAGUCCCACUAUUUCUUACUGACUUUCGAUAUCUUCCUAAAAGUUUCUAAAUUCUUGAAAUUUACAAAAAAUAUUAUUUAUCUUUGGAGUUUUUGUGUAAGAAAAUAAGUUUUGAAAUACAGCAGCGGAAGGUAACUUGUACUAUUAAGGUUCGUUUUGAUAUAUCUCUUCAACUUCAAUAAUUGUUCGCUUAGUAUUUAGGAGUACUUUAAUAAUAAUUAAGAUUAUUUUGUAGAUAUUUUAUAUAUGCAAGGAUCAGCAAUGGUACCAUAAAAGCACAAAUCAGUCCCGUUUGGCGAGCGAGCUAAUAGACAAGAGUCAUGGCGUAGUGAGCAGGAGCACGGCUAACUGUAAACGACGACGACGUGUGUAGUGUAUCUCGCUAUCUCGCUCUUCACGCAUUCCGUGUGAGACAGACAAGUGACUAUGACAUGACUUUUGUCGCGCGUAAAGAUACAGAACGCGGGGGUUGAUUUACUCCUUGCGGUACCAGCAUUGCCUGGUCGACUUCAGCCGGGUGUCACAUUAAAUAGUUUUCUAUUUUAACUUUAGGCAAUUUUUUGUGUGUUUGUGAAUUGCAACCGCCUCUCCAGUUCUCACACACUACAGCCUAAGCAUGUAUGGAUUUUGUUGAGGUUGAGUGUAGCUAGUCGGUUGCUGAUCACUAACAGCUUGUAUUUCACUUGAUGCCUGCCAAAUGUGUGCAAAUGCAAAUAACAUGUUGAGUUUACUUAGGUACAGAUAUUUUAAAUAUAUUUAUUCACUCUGAAUAAGGUAUAGGUAUAAAUAUUUUGUAAGUGAUUUUAUUUUAAUGAAAGCUUAAACAAGGGAAUUUGAAUGUUCUUAGAAGUUAAUUAUUACUUUUUUAUAAUGAUCAAAGCAUUGACAGGUAGCCGUAGCUACGGAGCGGGAAAUGAUCGUGAUAUUUAUUCUAAAUAUAAAGUGUUAUAUUUACAAACGCCUGUUUUGCAAAGGCGGCUCAGAUUAACACGUUUAAUCAUAAAUAUAUUGACCGUAUCCCCGUAAAGACGUUUGUUUCGUCUGUAAUGUCGUGAAAUAUAUAAUAAAUCAUUAAUUUCAUGGCCUUGUAGAUGGAUAUGAUCGUCGGACGAAAAUAUAUUUUUUAUAUUAACAGAGCUGCAUAAUAAACAUUACGGAAUACACUUUGAAUGUGUUUGUUAUGUAGAGACACUUGGUCAAUCCUUAUAUUCGUUGUGUUUCGGUGCCAAUUGUUAAAAGUGUCCUGGUCACUGGAUAUAAAUUUAAUGAAUUGUAAAAUGAACUUUUAAAGUCAUAUCUAAUUCUCAUUUACUUAUCAGGAGGAAUCUAUCUAUUAUGUUUAUAAUAUUAUUUAUUUCUGAGAGUAGCUGUUCCCUUAAUAAGAACUUAAGUUUAUAAUAAUAAAUAAAUCGUAAGUAGCAGCCACUACAAAUGAUAUCGUAAAAAUAGCUAGCAUUAUGAACAUUAUUCGUGUAUUGGUAGCAUAUUACGGGAUAUUUCAGCAUGUUAACGCCUGUAUUCUAGUAGUUUAUAUUUGUAAGUAAAUAAGCACUAUUGGAAAUAAUUUGCAAUGUUAGACAUUUCAAAAAGAGUGAGAAAUCUUAAUCAAUUAUUAUUGAUCAAUACCCCAGCGUUUCUAAGGUCUUCGUCUGUACUCACUGCAUUAUUAGUGCUACGGUAGAAAUGCUCGUGUUCUCUUUGUCUAGCACUAACCGUAGUGAGUGUCAGGUGAAGAUCUCGGCUAAAUGAGCUACUACCUCUAUUUUCUCCGCUCUUUUUGCGAUGGCUCACGAGCUCUUGGUUUAAUCCAUUAAUAAGUCAAGUAAAAUCAGAUACAAUUUCUGCCAUCUUUAAUAAUUUUUUGACACUAUUUAAUACAUAUUUUUUAUGAACUUGAUAUUUCAUAGUGAUAGUACGCAAUAAAUAGACGCAAUUUUAACACGAUCUUCUAUUGUUAUUUUAACAAUCUGCGAUUCCCCCUAAGGCCAAAAAUUAAGGUUGUUUGUACCGCCUUUUAGUUUUUAAGUUUUCUAUAAUUAUAUUGUUAUUUUUAAACGUAUAUAUAUUUUUCAUUUGUACACAAAUUGCUGUUCACACGAUUGACACCUGCUUUCGUUUCUGUUCUGUAAUGUUCUUGUAAGUUCGCUUAGCAUCUAUGUAUUAUGUGCGUGCACUGCUUUAGUUGUGUAGGUGUGCUCAGGAUGUUAGAAGGUUAAAUAUGUUAAUGUUAGAUGAAAUUUCUUCGUGCAGGGUAAUGUUACUUCUCCAAAAAUGUAAUAAAAGGCGAUCUUAUAUAAAUAUAUCAACGACAUCUUCACGUGUAGCCUAUAAUAUUUAUUAAUAUGCUCUCGUUCUGUACUAGAUGUAAUCAGUAAAGUUUGCGAUUUUAACUUCAACUAGAUGUAAACGUUAGAAUUAAUCAUUCAUGGUCCUUUAUUAGAAUAUCAUACUUUUAGAUGUUAUUUAACAUAUUAAUAAUAACAUAAUAUAACAAAAGUAUUUUAGUAGGAUACUGGGCAUGAGUGGAUAAGUUUUGGUCACUGACAAACGCAAAACGGACUUAGUUAUUUUGUCUCCCAUAUAAAGUAUGAUGCCAAAUGUGUGAUUUUAUCUGGUGAUACAUUUUUAGCCGGGUCUGUUUUACACUAAGUUUACAUUAUAAAAAAUUACAUCGCCAGUGACAGAACUUAUUUUUCAACAGGACUUAUUUUCUCGAUAAACUAUUUUUUAAAUGUUUAAUCUGGAGAUGGAAACCUUGUUUGUUAUCAUGUUGUUGCAGCAUUGAAGAUGGGAUUCCUCUGUUACGCAGUUAAUUAAUGCAUUAUCGCUUAGUAUAAUCAGCAAUGUCAUACUAAUGUAAUACGGCAUCAGAUAGUGCAAAGGUUAUAACGGUUUGGUAUAGUAGUAGUAGCAGCCCUCCUCGGUAACAACUCUCUUCAAACGAUAGAUUGAGUAUCAUAUUGAUUGAACAACCUGUUAAUUUGCAUAAUAUGUAAUACCAAAAUGCAUUUCAAAAUUCGGUAUUAUCGAAUAAAUCACCCAUAUGAUUAUUAUGACGACUGCUGCAAAAACUUAAUGGAAUGUUCAAUGCGUUUACCUUAAGAGGGCUGUUCUAUAAAUUGUAUUCGGUUGCCAGGGGUUUACCCUACACACCAGCUCGAGCAGAUUAAUGAUUCUGUUAUUUUUUUAUCUGUUUUGUAAAGCGACUUGCACCAUAUCUUUAAAUCUGCCUAAAACAAUCCGUUCCAAUAAACUGAUACUAUCGUGUUUUGACGUUUGAAUAUGGAUUGAAGACUAAUAUAGAAGUGGUGUUCCAACAUACACCCUAUUUAUGAUUUAGUCAAGUUUAAUCGAGAUUCAAGAUAUGAUGCAAGACUUAACUUUAGGAGUAAUAAGCCGAAGUUCAUCACUUCAAAUAUAAACAUGAAUUAGAAAGUGAAGUCAUUUAAAGAAUACAGAAUCCCAUGCACAGCACAGCUUCAUUCUAUGAUCUCCGUUGUCGUCGCGGUACCGUCACGUCUUGUUUGAUGUUUACUACAACUUGAGUUAGGGCUGAUUUUAUAACAGUGAGAUCAAUGUUAUCAGUUUAUUAAUUAGCUGCUGUCACUGUCUAACACAAUAAUUCAGACGUGACAACAUCAAAAUUAUUUUAUUGGUAAGAUUUAUCUGGCUAUUUAUAAAUCAGCCCAACUUAUGUUGAAAGUUAACGUGGUAUCAAUGGCGAUGAUCAAUAUUUCUUUAGUCAUUUUACUGUUUUAUCUAUGAAUUAUAAAUUGUAAUGAUAUUGAAAGCAAGAAUCAUGAUCAGCUCCAUUGUACAUUAUGUUCGUAAUCAUUAUAUGCAUUUGAAAUUGUAAUAGUGGUGUUAAUUUGUAAUUGGUGGUACCGAGAAUUAUGUGUAUAGAUUGUAAUACAAUCUGUUUAUUUAAAA
Molecule: messenger RNA, 7834 nt
Organism: Plutella xylostella (diamondback moth)
Lineage: Eukaryota; Metazoa; Arthropoda; Insecta; Lepidoptera; Plutellidae
Source: RefSeq, a predicted model, not a curated record